GGUUCCAAUUGUCAGCUGCGUCGUUGCAGCUCUCACUCCGAGUAGCGUCAUAAUUUAUACAUUUUCUGAGAGUUCAUGCUUACCAAGAUGUCGCCUCAAAAUAAAUUGAAAAAGAUGAUCGUUAAACUACCACGCCAUCCACUUAUUAUGGCAAACAGUGAUUUCGUAUAUCAGGAAUGCAUGCAAAUACGAAAAUGUCGCGUCAACUUGGAACGCAUCAAAGGACAAACAGCAGCAGCAGCAGCAGGACACCCGUUUCCCUUGAAGUCAAAACCGAAGCGUUGCUGUGUACGUGUGGCACGAUUGCCCGAUGUGGAACGCAGCGAGAUAUCCGUGACGCCAGCCAGCUCCAUAGUAUGCUCGGAUUUUGAUGAUGAUUCUUCUACUGAAUAGAUAGCAAUCAUGUAAAAGACUCGACAAACGGUAAUUUCAUAAUAUCCGGGACCCCACACUCACAUUUUGUAAUUCAUAAAUUUAAAUAAUUCUAAAAAUACAUUUGUAACGAAAUAAAAGUAUA
This is a messenger RNA of Drosophila mojavensis, 517 nucleotides long. RefSeq lists its product as uncharacterized. The transcript is spliced from 2 exons. Bases 76 to 393 code for a protein of 105 amino acids. The record is from RefSeq and is a predicted model, not a curated record. NCBI's taxonomy places the organism in Eukaryota, Metazoa, Arthropoda, Insecta, Diptera, Drosophilidae.